Molecule: messenger RNA, 2395 nt
Organism: Cottoperca gobio
Lineage: Eukaryota; Metazoa; Chordata; Actinopteri; Perciformes; Bovichtidae
Gene: depdc7a
Product: DEP domain containing 7, paralog a
Biological process (GO): intracellular signal transduction
Source: RefSeq, a predicted model, not a curated record
UUGAAGACCAAGGACAUGGUCUGAAUGGCUGUUUUUUACCGUCACUGGAGGAACUUAACAUGCACCGAUCACCAGAACCAGGCAUGGCUGGGAAACCUUUCCGGGCCACUUUCAUCUGGAGCAGCAUUAUCUCCAAUCUCCACUCUCGUGUGGAGGUCAAGCGCCGGCGCCACAACCUCAAAUCCUACCAUGACUGCUUCCUGGGCUCAGAGUCCGUGGACGUGGUGCUGGCACACAUCACCCUGAACCGUUUCUUUGGUGACGAGGCGGUGCCCCGCUACAAGGCCGUCCGUCUCUGUCAGGCCCUGAUGGACUCGAGGGUGUUUGAGCCGGUCGGCGUUAAAGUAUUUGGGAAGGAAAAAAAGCGAGCCACAUUUGAGGACAGUAGUUGCAGUUUGUACAGGUUCCUUAGCCCGACGAGCGUGUCCUCAUCAUCGCUGACCAACACCAACUCUCACUCCACCAGCACCAUCGAGAGCGGCUAUGACUCACCGAGCAUGAACAGGAACAAGAACAGCUACAGUCCAUCACGUGAAAGACUAGGGGUGCUGAGCUACUCCACCCACUCCCCUGUAAAAUCAGACAAAUCACUGGAAGACGUGCUGAGAAACCUCAACCUGAGCUCCACCAUCACCCCUCAGAUGAUCAACCUCGGCCUCUCACAAGAGCUUGUGGAUGAGGUGUGGCACCAGCAGGCUGUGCUCAGGCUGCUGCAGUUGAUAGAGCUCCCUCUGUUGGAUAAGCUGUUAGAGGGUAAAGACGCAGCGCGGCCUCCCCUGCAUGGUAUGGACAGUGACCCGGACCUGUUGUACACAUCCAGCUACCUAGACAGAGAAGUUCUCAAGGCCUUCAGUGAAGCACAGGCUGAUGAGUGGAUGUCAGGGGCAGUGGACUGUCUGGAGUUUCUUCCUGAUGAAAUGGUGGUGGAGGUCAGUCGAGGUUUGGCCGGUUGUGCUGACGACCUGCUGCGCUGUAAGAGUCUGCUCUAUGAGGUUCUGGCUCAGCAUUACGGAAACACGCAACAGCCACCUCUGCUCAGCAACCACGUUUUCGACAUUCACUCGGGCAUCUCGGAGCUACUGGUGAACGGCAAGCAAGAGCAAGCUCUGGAGUCUCUGCAGCUGAGCCUGAAGCUGCAGGACUCUCGCAGCAGGGAGGAGCUCCGCAGGCUCCUGAGAUUCAUGGCUGUCGCAGCCAAACCACAGGAGGUCAAACUGCACAAAGAGAUUGAGAACAGAAUGGCGGUGAAAAGGUCUUUCUCAAGUGCCAUCGUCUACAGCAAAAGACUCUCCAAAGGAAAGGUGGACUUGAUGAUUCUGUUCAUGAUGGAUAACCACUGCGAUCUGUUUAAAAUUCCUGUUUCAUUGCACAAGAUGGUCAGUGACAGAAUAAUAAGUAUUGUGAAAGGAAAUGACCCAGAUGUGAUAACAGGAUCAUCAUCAUCAUCAUACUGCACAAGAGUGAGCUCUAAGGCUUACUCAGAAAAUGCACAAAAAACCACCAAAGACGAACUUUGGUCCUUACUCCGAACAAUCCACGAGAACCCAAAACUCUCCGUAAAAGAAAAGAAACGGCUGCUGGGACAGUUCUAUAAAGGCCACCCAGAGAUAUUUGUUCAGUACUUUGGAAAUAGAUUAUCCCCUGUCAACGUGUUGCUACAGUGAUAUUUAUUAGUUUAACAAUUCACGCAUUGUAAUGUUUAAAGGUGUACGACGUUAAUGUGAUGUGAAGACGUGCAGUAAGUGGAUUUGAUUUGCUAGUAUGUAAAUAGUUUAGACUACUGAAGAAGAAUGUGAAUGUUGAAUUGUGAGGACUCGUAAUAAGCUGCGAUAUUUAAGAAUGUAUUUAAUUUCUUAAGAUAUUUUCUUUGGUGCAGGACACUAACAUGAAAUGUCCCUGACAGUUCUAUAUGUGACAAAAUGAACCAAGUGUUCUUGAGAGUAUGUUUCUUAUGUUUUAACACUGCAACGCUUCUUGAUGGCAUUCAGACAAGUCUGCAUAUAUCUCUUUUGAAUUGGAUCUUUGUGCGUAUGCAAUAGGAACAGUGUUAGCAAUACAAAUGUGUCUGCUCAUGUGGAUUCUCAUAUACAAUGUGAUGCACAGUCGAGCUAUGUCUCAAACGGAAAUUGAACCUGGAAAUUUGAAAGUCUGAUGUUGUUCUGUAGUAAACAGUCAGAAGCAUUCAUGAGAAUCAGCCCUCUGGGUUUUUGUGUUGCAACAUACAGUAUCGACAAAACAGAUGUUUGUGUGUUUUAAAAAAGAAAAACUGAAAGCGUAGCUGCGUUUUAGUGGUAUCUUCAGGCUUCUGUUUUGAAUAAGGUUUAUGUAUUCCUUCUGAUCAGCUGAGGAAACCGCUUCAAAUCUUAAAAUAAAGUACAACUGGAAUUGUCAAACA